CCACUCAGUCAAACAAGGAAGGCUUUGCUAAGUUAGGAGACAAGCAGCAUGUUUUCUUCCUCUACACUAAAACUUAUAGAGGUGACGAACAUGGUAAAUCUGAAUCUAGAGAGAUUAUUUCAUGGCACAAACACACAUUCUACUUCACUGCACAGAAAGAUUCAGCCAAUUUGACAGUGGGGAGCAUGGAUGAGAAGACUGGGGUAUUUAUUGAUCACUUGACACUGGAACAUGUGGAAAAGAAACAGAACAGAACAAAUGGGACAGAUGUUCAGGCCCAUGUGGUGUACCUUCAUGAGUGGGGCUCCAUUCAUGGCUUUUGGAACUUUGUGGAGGAUGUCAGUCCUAUCACUGAAUACAUGUGGGCCAUAGGUUAUACACAAGGAGGGACACAGCUACAAGGCUUUAAGAGUGUGGGCCUCAGUAACUUUGCCUACAAUUCAACUGUGACCUUGGUCCAUAAUUCCUACAUCUAUGUGACAGCUCUAGCCAUCAAUGCAGUGGGUUUACGGGGAAUAGCGUACUCAGAUAAAAUUCUGGUGGAUCUGACUCCACCUGAUAUUGUGGGGGUCUACGAUGGAAGGCUUAGAAAUGAGGACCAGAGUGCCUGGACUGAUGCUGAGGUGGCAGUUAACUGGGACGUUAAUGAUCCAGAAUCAGGAAUAGCAUACUGUGAAUGGGCCAUCGGUACCCAACCCCAGGGAGUGGAGUUGCAGGUCUUUGUAAAAGUUUCUAGUGGUGCCACAUCAGCCUUCAGAGACUUUGAUUAUAGUGUGCUACAGGGAAAAACUAUCUACACAAGUCUACGAUGUGAAAACAAUGCUGGUCUUCUCAGCUCUAAAUCUUCUAAUGGAGUAAAGAUAUCGAACCAGCCUCCCUCUGUGACUAGCGCUGUAGUGGAGUCUGUCCCCCAGUCUGUCACAGAGUACCAGGCCAGGGCCAGCUAUCAGAGUGUCACAGAUAACAUCAGACUCAGGUGGACUGGAUUCACGGACCAUAUCGGGGUUGAACAGUACAAGGUAUCUAUCCAAGAAAACAACUUCAAUUUGGUGGAGAAGAUGCCAUUCCCAGAAGGACAAAAUAUUAUGUUUACCAGUGUGAACAAUCUGGCCUUGACCUCGAGUCAGAUCAAUGUCACGACCCAGGCCUUCAGUGAGCUGCUCCUCAUCAGUGACAAGGUCAAGUCAGACAUCACAGUAUUUACUGACAAACCAGUCAAACAUGCUACAAACCAGAUGACAAUCACUUGGAGUGCAGGGAAUAAACAGUUUACAGUCUCCUGGGAUGGAAUCUUCAGCUCUCCACACCCUCUGUUUUACGAGGUAUCAGCUGGCAAGGUGAUUGGUGGAGGAGAGAUCGUCCAAUGGCAGGAGACGACACAGACUAGUAUCACAUUUGGCCUACCCCCGGCCAUCACCAGCUGGUCUCGUCUGAAGGUGUACGUUAUGGUGAGGGCCGUAGCCGCGGGAGGAAAAUAUGAGGACUCAGUGGGGGAUAUAACGUUACCUCCAUAAAGUCUUCAUUGACAGUAUCAGAACAUGGAUUAUUUAUCAAUUACAACAAUCAUUCUUAUA
This is a messenger RNA of Saccostrea cuccullata (small rock oyster), 1574 nucleotides long. RefSeq lists its product as uncharacterized. The transcript has 6 exons. Bases 186 to 1514 code for a protein of 442 amino acids. Lineage: Eukaryota; Metazoa; Mollusca; Bivalvia; Ostreida; Ostreidae. The record is from RefSeq and is a predicted model, not a curated record.